Adineta steineri is the source of this 1377-nucleotide messenger RNA. Lineage: Eukaryota; Metazoa; Rotifera; Eurotatoria; Adinetida; Adinetidae. The record is from the annotation of a GenBank genome assembly.
AAUUGCCUAAUCGGUAUGAAGGAAAGAUUAAAAAAGAAAAUGCUCAUGAACCUGAAUGAACGAACGUAACAAUAAUAAUAAUAAUCUUGAUGAAAGAUAUACAAAAGAUAGAGAUGUUAACUAUCAAUUAUUAUGAUUUAAAGAAAAUAAAUGAUAGAAAAGAUUUUUUUUGAUUUAUAGAUUUCAUCAUCAUCGAGAUCAAAUAAAGUACGUCGGAGUAGUUCAUGGCGUUCAUUAAAAGAUCGGACAAAUAAUUCAAUUAGUUCAAGAACAUAUUCUGUUGAUGAACUUCAUAGAACUAAUAAACAAUCUCAGAAAAUAAAGCAAAACGAUUCUUUUCAUUCUCCAAUUAUUGAUAUUAUGCAAUGUCGUCAAAAAUUAUCAAAUACACGUUUUGAUCGUUUAUCAUCGACACUUGUUAAUUAUGCUGAAACAACUAAUAAAAAAUCUCAUCGUCGAGCUAUUCGAAAACAAAAUGAUCAACAUAAAUUUUCAACAUUAUCACAUUAUAGUGGUGGUGGUGAUUCAGGUUAUUCGGAAGAAAGUUUUGCAACAAGAUCAUUUCAACGUCCAUUACAUACAUCAUGUCCACAUUGUCAUUGUGAACGACGUUCAUCAUUUAAUAAUUAUAAAAAACUACGAAAUAAUUCGUCAACAGAAUCAUCACCGUCAGAUAUAAUUUUUAAUAAUGAUAUGAAAAAAUUAUCUAAUGAUAAUAAGAAUUCUUCUAGUAAAGAUAAUUUAUUAUCUAGUCAAUCAUAUUCACAUAUUAAACCAUUACCAAAAACAAACAUUCAAUCACAACGAACACUUGCAGAAAAACGACGAAGAAAUCUAUCAUGUGAUGGAUUAUUAUGGACGAGAGUACAAACACAAAAACCAAUAACAAAAACAUCAUCACCAGUAUUAUCUGAGCCAAAUCGUCAUCCACUUCAACGUCAUUUUACUACAAUUGGUAUGACACAUACACCAACAGCAACAACUACUCCACAAGCAAAUACAAAUAUAUUUGGUGAACUUAAUUUAGCUGCUAUUGAACUUGAUUCACUUCGAACAUCGUUAUCAUCAUCAUCCUAUUCAUCAUCUUCAUCAUCAUCAAUUAAUAAUGAUAAUAAUAAUACUCCAAAUGAAAAACGUACAUUUCUUGUUUGGCAUGAAUAUACCAAUUCUUCAUUAUUAUCAACAACAAAUGGUACAAAAAUAUUUUCUGUUAAACGGGGUGAUCAAGUACGUUUAUUGAAACAAAUUGGAAAAUCAACAUUAUUAGUACAAAAACAAGAGGAUGGAUUGAUUGGAUUUUUACCUCAAACAUGUUUAGCACAACAUCAAAUAAACUCAUUUUUAUCUCUUAAAGGUUUACGAGAAACUGUUUUGUAA